AUGUCAAGCCUCCCUCGGGCUGCGGAAAAUGGUUCCCCGUCGGCUGCUCAAGUCUCGCAAGCGGACGGAUAUCGCCAUCUCUCUGCUCGCUUACCAGGCAGGAUGGCGACCACUGGAGAGGCCAAGCAGUCUGCGGGCACUAGGGACGUCAUCACGAAGUCCCCCCGUCGAGGCGCUGCCCAAAAUCUUGCCGACAAGAGACCCGAUGGCUCCAGAAGGAACACGGAGAAGGGCGUGGGAGCAGGCACCGAAGUAGAGGUGGCAGCGGAACGCCCGUGCCGGCGGAAGCCUGCGCAUACCGCUCUCCUCGCGACGAACGAUGAGGGGGUCGACCCGACAGAGUCGAUUUUGCUGCAGCGCGUGAAUGCUCUCCUCCACGAAGUCUCCUCGCGCUGUGUGCAGUACGGUCUGGGAUGCCGCUGCAUGAAAAGCCCAGAGGCGAAAGCACAGUUGGGGAUCGGAGACGCCACCACAGAUUUGCGUCCGGGUCUAGAAGCCGACCCCACAGCCGAGCGGGGCGUAGAGGAAGGCAGCCGGGUUCAACCUCCAGCAGGCGUCGCGCUUUCGUCAGGAAAGCCGGAAAAGAGUCAAACAACUGCACCAUUUGCAGCGAAUAGUCUGGGUGCAAGGGAUUCGAGAAGCGCAGUCGCUAGAGCGUUCUCGCAUGAGCCACUGUCUUUGGCUUACCACGAUCUCGGUAUGCAUGCAGCAAAUUCGGCUGAGCAAGGACUCGAGACUCGUAACCAGCCAGAGAGGUCGGCUUCCAUCGCUCCCUCGCAGGACAGCAGCGGUCGCCUAGGCUCCCUUCCUGAGGGCUACACCUCCGCAGAGAGGCUGCUGAGCCCCUCUGCUUCUUUGUCCGCUCUCGAGACGCGCUCUUUGCUCGACGUCUCUGAAAAGGUUCUCAGAUUGUUGUCAGCCUCUGGUGAACAACGGCGUUCCUCUGCCUCUGGGGAGACAGCCCCAGAACGCGCUAGGCACCGGCGAUCGCGUUUACCAGAUGAUUUUUCCGCGGAGCCAAGGCACGUCCCGCUUGUCUCGCGGCGGUCCAAGGUGCUGAAUCCGCAAACGGAGGAGGGGGAGGCAGUGACCUUCUCUGUCUCCAGGGGCGGCUCUCGCGGGGCUCGCCGACGCGGCUCUGAGGCGACUUCACACAGGGAGCGCACCACAGAUUCCGCAGAGGGGUGCGCGGAGAGCAGAACCUCUCGCAGGGCGAGAAGUCGCACGCUUCGGUGCUGCACCAACACAGCAGCUUUGGCUCUCUCUGAUUGGUCCGACACGUUCUUGGAAAGGAAUGCGUUCUCCCAGUCGCACGCACAACAGCCAUGCGGGGUCCUCCACAGAGUUGAAUCUCCGCAGCCAAAGCCACCUCAGGGGGGUGCAGCCUCUAAUCCACCGAAUGGGGGGAGCGAGCAGAUGAGGGCGGAUGCGCGUUCAUCGGGGGCGGAGGAUGGAACUAAGACACUGCCUGCCUCCGUCGCAGGCAGAAGUGAUAGUCCCCCAAGCCAGGUGACCCCCGUACAGACGGCGCCACACUCCGCGAACGACGACGCCCCGCUCGUUGCCGCUGCACCAGAUGGAGACGCAGGGAGAGCAGAAGAGUUUCAUGGAGCGUUCUCGCCCUCGCCGUCGACCAGCAGUACCUCGGACUCAGAGGCUGCGCCUCACUCAUCUUUGCAUACCCCAUACUAUGCUCAGCGGCGGAGGCGGACCGCCGUGCGCCCGCGGGGCGACCAGGAGCGGGUUCAGAGCCCCACGUCCGGCCUCUACGUCCCUGAUUGUUUCCAGCCUUCCCCUCGUCUGUCUCCUUCUCGAAUUGUGAAGGGCGAUGACUCUCCAGUGUCGAGCCCCUCGCCGCUCCUAUCGCCUCUGGCUCCUCCAGUACCGCGGAGGGAGGAGGCUGCAGAACGCUUUCUGGGCCUGAGAGAUAAUCGUGAAUCUUCAACUACGUCCUGGGCCCCAACCCCUACUCCAAACUACCUCUCAAAGUCGCCUUCGUUUGAUUUACUGCGGCCGGACUGUUCUCCAAGAGCUGCUGCACGGCCCCCUGCGCCCCCGCCGGCUCAUACUGAGGCUCCGUCUCGCACCUCGACGGACGUGGACAACUGGUUUCUCACGCGGGAGGAGGGGCUGGGCUGUUCGUCGUUCACACAGUCGUCGACUGCCUCAGCUUUCUGUGCUUCCGAGUCAACGGCGUCUUUGAGGCGGAGGCGAGCCGCCUGUCGAGUGAAUCCCUGUCUGCCGCUUUCUGCGACUGUUUAUUCUCCAUUGGGCAUUCCGCAAGGAUCGUCUGCCAUUCCAGUUCAUUCUGCUGGUCACUCGCGUUCUCAUGCUGCCGCAUGCACUCGCAUCGACACCCGCCCGGGCAGUUGCGAUGUGUACCCCCGCGAUGUGUCGUCCUGCCGCCUGCCUCUUCGAGACAGUCGCUCCGUGCCUCUUCAGUCCUCUCGUUCUUUGGGCAAAGAUUCCGGGGCGACUGUUUUCAGCUCAUCUCUACCUUCUCGCUCGCAGGGACAGCUAUCGUCUGGAGUUCCUGUCUCUCCUGGUCAUGGUGGCGCAGAGCGAGAGUUGUAUGCCUCGGAGGCAGAUGUUGGCUCGGCCGUCAGUGAAGGCAGAGGCGGCCUCGACGAAUCGAGCUUGGCUGGCGGGGCCGGAAAACUUGUCUCUGGAAGCGGUCGGCCGCCUUCUUCCGGCUCGGGAUCCUGCCGCAUGUUUUCCAAAUCGACCCGCGAAGGUACAACGAGCAGUGCAGCGGAGGACACUGCAGAGGAAGUUCUCUCUUGCUCGCUUAGGGGCCGACUCUCGAGCGGUGCUUCUCGCAUUGGAGGAUCAGAUCCUUCUUUCGAGGCGACAGGUGGAGAGCGUGCCGGAGAGGCGGAAGGGCGUGCAUGCAUUCCUUGUUUUCCUCAUGGGGGCGGGAAACCUGAGAGCGAAGGAGAAACGUCGACCGGGAGGACAGCAGAGUGGAACACUUGGGAGGAAGACGUGCUUGAGCUCGAAGAACAACCCCCCAGCAUAAGUGCCUCGCGCGUACGGUGGAACCAAGAGCGGCCGCGGCACGAGGCGCGCGAUUCUCUGAGGGGCGCUGAAGCGCUAGCCUCCGAAAUGGCUUCGAGAGCGGCGCCGCCGCAUGCGUCAACUGGCGUGAACUCGGAUGGUCUGCCCGAGCUGGAUCGCCCUAACAGGGUGCAAAAACUGAGCGGCAACAGCGAUCAGGCAACUGUACGCGAUGGAGACGAUUUAAUUCGAGGGGCGGAUUCUUCAGAACCCGUGCCAGAACUCAGCAAGCCAACGAUACUGUCUAGCGCGGCCGGCAGCAGACCUCAACCAAUGACUUACCGGGCGAAAUUCGAAGGUAUUACGUUACCGCCCGCUGGGCGUCAUGCUGUGUCUCCGCCAGCAGGCUCAGAGGAGCCUUUGACCCCACUGCCCGCUGGAGGGCCGCUUCCACAAGCCGACAGCGUGUGCACGACGCGCCUCCAGGCAGCGAACUCUGAACCGCUGCGAAAUCAACACCUGGGGAGCGUCUGUGGUGGCGCAUCUCUCUUGCCUGGAGAGGCUCGCGGGGAUGAAGGGCGGGGUCAGUAUGGAUAUCGUGACAGGAGAGGCACGGUGCUGGGCGAGGAGGACACGGACUUGGAGCCGCACGCCAGCGUGCAGCGAGGAGCACUGCGCGAAGCUCCGAAGUGUCGCAUGCCACUCUCGGCAGAACCCUACGGGACGGCGGGCAGUGUUCAAGACGCCGCCCGAGACAGCCCAGGGCAUACGUCCGGAGAGCCGGCGGAGAAAGUCGGUGCAGAGGCUGAAAGGGGAUACGCGUCUGCGAGACCUAGCCAGGAAGACGCAAGGAAUGGUGGAAGGUCUCUCGGCGGCAGCAGCGGCAUCGGUUACCAUUCAUUAGGUAGUCGCCCCUCAUACCUAGCUUCGGGCCACACAAGCUGGAUUGGGUUCAGGGAGCCUACGCUUUGCUCUGGGGAGACACUGCCCGCAAGCAGCAGAGUCGGGGCCUCCAGCGCCCACGCCUCCGCAGCACGGUUCCGGCAAGCAGCGGCCUUCCGUGUUGCAGCUCAGGAUUGCGCAGGCGGGACGCGGAGGCAUUGCUGCAGCGUCGAGCAUGCUUCCUGCGCCUGGGCAGGGUGCGGCUUCGGCGGCACACCGGAGGCGGGCUCUUCUCUCGCGAGACGCAGAUCGAUCCAGAGCCUUUCCGCGCGAGACAAGUCGGGGGAGUGCGCUGAAAGCCCCGUGACCCGCGCACGCGUGAGGCGCCGGGCUGCCGCCCUGUUUCGAGAGCUCGUGAGGGCAGAGGCCCUACAGCCUGACGCAGCCGAGGCUCUCCGUCUCGCUGUUCAGAAGCAGCUCUACGGCGCGAAAAGCGCUGGCAGCGGCUCCGGAGUGGCCUGCUCGAGUGAGGACGAGGAGCUCCGACACUGCACGUUCCGGCCCCAAAUAAAUCGACGCAGCAGCACGCAGAACUGCCUUCCUCGUAUCCCGUGGUGGCAGCGCCUCUACAGCGGUUACAGAGUUCCAGAGAUGAAGCGGGAGAUUCAACUCCUACAGGAGGAUGUCGAGUUCAUGACUGGAAAGACAGACGCCAGAGAUGAGGCGUCGGACGACAAAGGUAAAGAGCAGAAACAGGAAAGGAGGCACACUCGGCCGGGCGCUCGACUUGUCAGUCGCGAUCUCUCGCGACGGAGACAGCGAGAGGAGCAAGUCGGCAAAGAACGCGAACAAACUUCGUGGACAGGAGCGGCGCUGCCCCCCAGACACAAAGGGGCAACGGAAAACGAGCACGUCGCAAAUCUCCAAAGUCGACAGGAGGUUUCGUGGGUCCCUGAAGUCGAGUAUGAAACGAGCCCGUUUGCGUCGCCUCCGGCAUACAACAGACCAAUUCGCAAAUGUGUUCGCUUCGCGAGUCCCAGUCCGACGAGGGCUGCCCCCUCCUCCCGCCAGCGGACGCAGACGGAGAACCGAAGCUUUGGAAUCGUACGAUCUUGCCUCCGUGAAACCAGAGAGCAAGCACCCACGGCCUCCGCGUGCCUCACCACCUGCCUGAGACGAGGCCAGUCAGCGGUCGUCAAUAAAUUCACACCAAAUACUCCCUCUACCCGCGCGGCCAGAGACGGUAGAUACGAUCAAGCCGGACGCCCGUUCUGCGAAGCUCAGGAUGGCUUUUCUUAUGCGUGUGGAGAGUCUACGGUCGCGAGAGGUGCUCGGUCCCACAACUCCGAGCUGCAUGCUAGGACGAAGGGAUGGAAGUCCCCGAGUAGAGGGAAUGGAGGACAUGUCGACUGGAGAGAAGAGCAGGACGGAACAAGUAAAAUUAGCAGAGAGUUGCUUCGCACAUACCUGGGGGGCCGCAAUUUCGUCCCUGAGUGGCUCGAUGUACGGUAA
Besnoitia besnoiti is the source of this 5391-nucleotide messenger RNA. RefSeq lists its product as uncharacterized. NCBI's taxonomy places the organism in Eukaryota, Apicomplexa, Conoidasida, Eucoccidiorida, Sarcocystidae. The record is from RefSeq and is a predicted model, not a curated record. Bases 1 to 5391 code for a protein of 1796 amino acids. The transcript has a single exon.